ACCAUGGUGGGCAUGUCAUCAAUCAAAUUCAAAAGUCAAAAAACCCCUUUCGGUCAGUCAUUAAAUUAGCUCAGUCCCCAAAUUUCUCAAAAUUCUAGUGAGGGGAGCCCAACAUGUCUUUACUUCGGGGCCUUCUUAAAAAACCAUUGAUUCAGAGCAUUUGUACUCCAACAAGAAGAACAUAUACAACCGAAGAUUCAUUCUGUCCAUCUAAUGACGAGACUGCAUGUAAGGCUCCACGAUCAAAAGGGUUAGUUUUGGGAUUAUACACUAACUCAGAUGACCAUACAGAACAUGGAUCGCUGACACCGACUGCAGCCAGAUAUGAUGCGAUGGUGUGCCACAGACUGACAGAGUUGCUGAAUGCUUCACCCGCUCCAAAGAAAGGUGAAGUAAGGGUGUUCUACAACAUCGAUCCUGAGUUUUCCUUGGUCGCUGUAGCAGGAUUGGGACGUCCAUGCCAAGGAUAUGAUAUAUUCGAACAGAUGGACGAAGGAAAAGAAGCAAUCCGAGUAGCUGCAGCAACUGGUGGUAAGGCACUGCAGAAGAUGAGGAUAGAAAGAGUAUUUAUUGAAAGUUUUGGUCAUGCAGAAUCUUCUGCUGAAGGAAGCGCCCUUGGUGUAUGGCUGUAUCAGGAGAAAAAGAAUAUUAAUAAACAAAAGCUCAUUCCAACACUAGAGCUAUACGAUGACUGCGACUGGACAGGUUGGCAAAUUGGACUACAAAAAGCUGCAGCACAGAACUUGGCAAGGCAACUGAUGGACUGUCCAGCAAAUAUGAUGACUCCGACAAGUUUCGCACAAAAUGCUGUAGAAGUGCUUUGUAAAUCUGGAAUAAACGUAGAAGUCAAAGUCAAAGGCUGGGCGGAGACUCAACAGAUGAACGCUUUCUUAGCUGUAGCUCAAGGUUCUUGUGAACCACCAAUAUUCUUGGAACUGAGUUACUACGGUGCAUGCAAAGACGAGAGACCUGUUGUCCUUAUCGGUAAAGGAAUCACAUACAACAGCGGUGGAUUAUGCCUGAAGCCUUGCAACAAACAAAGGUUCAUGAGAGGAGACAUGGGCGGAGCAGCUUGUGUUGUAGCAGCUUGUAGAGCAAUUGCCGGUCUUCAGCUGCCUAUCAAUAUAAGAGCGCUCAUACCUUUAUGUGAAAACAUGCCCGGAUGUGCUGCAAUGAGACCUGGUGAUAUUGUUAGGAUAUUCGUAGCCAACUUUUUGUAGAGAGGCUACCAUAUGUCGAAUAUAAUCCUUUAUGAACUGAUAACAGCAUUGCUUUGGAAAAGCAGGGUCAAACUACGACGCCAUUUUCUGCUCUUCUAAUUCUAACGCCAUGUCUUCAACUAAGACUCUGUUCAAAUGGCUAUGAAUGGUAAGAGCAUCAAAAUCGAAUCAACAGACACAGCGGGAAGACUUUGCCUAGCGGAUGCCCUGGUGUAUGCUCAAAACUUCUGGCCUAGAUUUAUCGUAGAUAUCGGAACUAUGACCAACGACAUGAAGCAUGCACUAGGUGCUGCGGCGUCUGGAGUUUGGAGCAACUCAGAGGCCUUGUGGGAGUAUAUGUUAGCUGCGUCGAUGCAUACCGGAGACAGGGUAUGGAGAUUUCCCUUGUGGGAACACUUCACGAAACUGGUAGCCCACCAUCCCGCAGUCGAUGUGAAGACCUUCGGCAGGGGAGGCAGACCAAGAUGCGGUGAAAACUGCAAAGUGGCCGCAUUCUUGAACGAAUUCGUCCCUUGCGGUGAUUGGAUGCACAUUGACAGCUACGGAGUGAUGUUUACCACUGGCGAAGAAUAUGCAUACCUCCGCAGGGGCAUGACCGGUCGACCCACAAGGACACUCGUAGAAUUCCUGUCACAAUUGGUCUGUCAUCGAGAGUAACUGUCACGUCGUCAAAUUUAAUGUCAUGUCAAUCGUCGAUUUUGUAACAAACGUAACUGAGCUAAUACAAAAUUAAGUUGUGCUUCAA
Messenger RNA from Acanthoscelides obtectus, 1965 nucleotides. NCBI's taxonomy places the organism in Eukaryota, Metazoa, Arthropoda, Insecta, Coleoptera, Chrysomelidae. The record is from the annotation of a GenBank genome assembly.